CCCACACUGGUGAUUGCCAACAAAUGAAUGACUGCGCUAUCAUUCUGCCAAAUGAAGAGGACAAGUGGCUAAGUUUCACCAACUACAACAGGAAGGAGAGAAUACCGUUCGUCGUCUACGACGAUCUGGAAUGUAUCCUGCAGAAGACGGAGGAGGACGACCCGAAGCUGUACCAGCGUCACCAGGUAUCCAGCAUCGGGUAUUACGUGCGAUGCAAUUACGAUGCGUCGUUAUCCGGAUACCGAUCCCGUCGCGAUACAGACUGCAUAGCGUGGUUCGUUGAACAAUUAAAAGAUUUAGCGCAUCGCGUGAAAUCAAUUCUAUCGAGAAAUGUCCCCAUGGUAGAAUUAACACAAGAUGAGUGUGAAAAAUUUAAUAGCGCAACACAUUGCCAUAUCUGUGAGAAACCGUUCGCAUCAGACGACACGCGAGUACGCGAUCAUUCCCAUCUCACCGGUCUGUACAGACGUCCCGCGCACGCGAAUUGCAAUUUAAAUUAUAAAGAUUCCUAUACCAUUCCGAUAGUGUUUCAUAAUUUCUCAGGCUACGACUCACAUUUUAUCAUUAAAGAAAUAGCCACCGCGUUCGAGGGCAAUGUUGAUGUAUUACCAAUAAACAAAGAAAAAUAUAUUUCCUUUACAAAACAUGUUAAUGAGUCAGAUGAUGACAAGAAAUACCGAAACCAUGUGCAAUUGCGGUUUAUCGAUUCGUUAAGAUUUCUGAAUAGUAGCCUGGAUAAAUUGUCAUCAUUUUUGAAUAAAGAUAAACUCAGAAUCGUACGAUCCGAAUUUGCGCACCUCUCUACCGAUGACUUUGAUUUACUUACACGAAAGGGCGUGUUCCCGUACGAGUACGUGGAUUGCGUCGAAAAGUUGGAGGAUACUCGCCUACCGCCGCGCGAAUCGUUUUACAGUUCGCUAACAGGUAAUACGGUAUCCGAGAGCGAUUACGCGCACGCUGUUAGCGUAUGGCAACGGUUCAUCAUUCGAACGCUCGGUGAGUACAGUGAUUUAUACCUAAAAACGGAUGUCUUGUUGUUGGCAGACGUAUUCGAAAAUUUCCGCGAUAGUUGCAUCAACAGUUACGAUCUUGAUCCCACGUAUUAUUACACUUUGCCCGGUUUUACAUGGGACGCGAUGCUCAAACAUACGCGUAUAAAUUUUGAACUCAUUACCGAUAUCGAUAUGGUCAUGUUCGUAGAACGCGGUAUACGCGGUGGUCUGAGCCAAUAUUCGCACAGGUACGCGCAGGCUAACAAUAAGUACGUGCAGUCGUACGAUCCAUCGAAUCCUUCGUCGUAUCUCAUGUAUUUUGAUGUUAAUAAUUUAUACGGAUGGGCGAUGUGUCAACCACUGCCCUAUGCGAACUUUCGUUGGGUCGACGACGUUUCCAAUUUCAACGUGAACGCUGUCACUCCCGAUUUAUCAAAAGGAUACAUACUCGAAGUCGAUCUCGAGUAUCCGCGGCAUCUCCAUGACGCACACGCCGACCUAACGUUCUGUCCGAUGCGUGAUAAGCCGCCGGGCAGUCGGCAGGAUAAGUUGCUCGCAACGUUACACGAUAAGAAGUGGUACGUCAUCCAUUACCGCAACUUGCAACAGUGUACGCGCCACGGUCUUCGCGUCACAAAAAUUCAUCGCGUAUUAGAAUUUGCACAAUCUCCAUGGCUCCGCGAGUACAUCGAGUUGAAUACGCGAUUUAGGGCAGCAGCUAAAAACGAUUUCGAAAAAAAUUUGUACAAAUUAAUGAAUAACGCGGUAUUUGGAAAAACCAUGGAGAACGUGCGCAAUCACGUAGACGUUAAGCUGUUAACGAAAUGGAACGGAAGGUAUGGUGCUGAAGCAAUGAUCGCUAAACCGAAUUUCCAUAGUCGCAGCGUCUUUUCGGAAAACCUGGUCGCGAUCGAAAUGCAUAAGCUCGAGGUGAAAUUCAACAAACCGAUAUACGUGGGUAUGUGCAUCCUCGACAUAUCCAAGGUCUGUUUGUAUGAGUUUCACCACGAGUACAUGUUACCUCUUUAUCAUGAUAAAUUCAAAGUUGUGUAUACUGACACCGAUAGUUUAAUUUACCAUAUCGAGUGCGAGGACGUGUACGAUCAAAUGAAACGCGACAUUCCGAGAUUCGAUACAAGCGAUUACGCGCCCGACAACAUUUAUAGUAUUCCGCUCAUGAACAAAAAAGUGCCAGGUUUAAUGAAAGACGAGAACAAUGGUACGAUAAUGACCGAAUUCGUUGGACUUAGAGCGAAAAUGUAUGCUUUGAAGGUAGACGGUAAAAAAGAUACGAAGAAAGCGAAAAGUGUUAAGACUAAUGUAGUCGCACGAACAAUAACGUUUGACGAUUACAUGCAAUGUUUGAAAGAUCGCAUAGAAAUGACUCGAGAUCAAUCCCGUAUACAGUCAAAGCUGCAUAACGUGUACACCGUUCGCGAGACGGAAAUCGCUCUGAGUCCGUAUGACGAUAAACGAUACAUCGUACCCGAGUCUACAAACACCUUACCGUGGGGAUAUUACCGCGUACCGGUAUAA
Molecule: messenger RNA, 2528 nt
Organism: Ooceraea biroi (clonal raider ant)
Lineage: Eukaryota; Metazoa; Arthropoda; Insecta; Hymenoptera; Formicidae
Biological process (GO): DNA replication
Molecular function (GO): DNA-directed DNA polymerase activity; nucleotide binding; DNA binding
Source: RefSeq, a predicted model, not a curated record